Messenger RNA from Aegilops tauschii subsp. strangulata, 2702 nucleotides. The record is from RefSeq and is a predicted model, not a curated record. NCBI's taxonomy places the organism in Eukaryota, Viridiplantae, Streptophyta, Magnoliopsida, Poales, Poaceae.
CCGUCAGGGAGACGAUGAAUCGCUCAAGCACGAGCCAAGCAGCCCCAUGGUGGAAUCGGAUUUCGGUCUACGACCGCCAGUGAGGUGCGAUUUUUUCAUUGCCUGUUGAGAAUUUUGCUCGAAUUUCUUAGCAAAACAGUUGCAAUUCUCCUCCGAUCUGCAACCUUUUGGCCCCUUUUCUCCCAAUUCUAUUGAACAAAUCAACAUGGUCUUACUUGGUUUUCUUUGAAUUGUUCACUUGUGAACAUACUUCGAACCAAUUUUUUUGCCUAACCAAACAACGGCACGGCCUACAUUGUGAAGGAAAGGAUUUGCCCCGAUUUAAUUCAGCAAAUCGACAUGUCCUUACUUUGCUUUUGUUCGAAUUGUUCACUGCCAAACAGCAUUCCGGCCAAGCAUGCGUUCCCCAACACAUGGCCAUUUGCUCUUCUUCAUUCGAAUAUGUUUCUUUCUGAAUAAAUGGAUUUUAAUCGAGCAAACCAACGUCUUUUUACUUGCUUUCCUUCGAAUUGUUCACCCCCGAACAGCGCACGGCCUACAUUGUGAAAAUCUGGGCUCUCUCACUACCCAACCGAAUGCCAUCUGGGCCUAAGCCCUGUCAGGGUUCUUGGGCGCGUGGAAUUCCGACGCACUCCGGCGACUGCAUUUCUCGGCAUCGCGUACCGGAAUUUCUAGUUCGGCAAUCCGUUGGCGUAACCGCUCGCCCCUUCUUCCCGCCUCCCUCGCCACCGGAUACAAAGCUAGCCAAGGUUCCUGUCGCCCGGCAUUUGCAACCUGCCCUCUCCCCGUGAGGCCACCGCCUUACCCGCAGCCCUCCUCCUCCUCCGACCGCCGCCCCCUUCUUCCUUCCCCGACCGCCGCCGGCGUCAUGAUGGACCCGGAGGACAUGGUUGAUCUGGACCGGUCCGAGAUCGAGAGCUCCCGCGCCGACGAGCUCAACGGGCUCGCGCUGCUCUUCAUUCUCGGGGCGUCGGGCGGCGGCGCGGUGGGCCGAGUUCUUGGGGCCGCCUGGCGCGCCAGGCUGCCUGCCGUCGUGCCGGCCACAAGGACCGCCGGAAGCGCCGCGAGAGCGCUGAGGACGCGCCCCGCCCCUUCUGCUUCCCCGUCGGUUGCUGCGAGAGCAGCCAAGACGCCCCCGACCCCUUCCGCCGCACCCCGGGCGGGUACUGCUGCCCCAUCAGUUGGUGCGAGACCAGCGAAGACGGGCGCCGCCCCUGCCUCUGCACCCCCUUCCUUGGAUCCUGUGAAAGCAGUUAAUGAUGCUAUCUCGAAGGUGGAAACUCCUGUUUUCUUUCCUUCCAGGAUUGCCAACACGUACAUUGAGAUCGUAAAAUUACUAUCUCAUGGUGGAUGGUCUGCAUAUCUUUUGGAUAAGUAUGCUGAAAAAGGGUGUUCAGACGUUUGCCCUUUCACAGGUAAUGGUGAGUUCUCCCCUGUGCCUGUCCAGAAGCCAGCAGUGGCUGUCCAGUUGCCUGCUGAGGUAGAUGAGAAGCAUCGUUCAGAGGGAGAUAAGGAGGAUGCAGAGGGAGGUGCUGUCCAGGUGCCCGCCAAGGUAAAUGAGAAGCAUCAUUCAGAGGGAGACAAGGAGGAUUCAGAGGGAGGUGAGAAGCAGCCUGCAGAUGGAGACUAUGCUUGCUUUUUUCAUGAGAUCGGCAAAAAGGCGUAUGAUUUGCUGUACCAGGACUAUAACACAGGUCUGAAGAUGGUAUCUGACUGUAAGGUGCUUGACACCGCUGUUCUUUUGUCUGAUGGCUCUGAGCAAAUUGGAAAAGCAUCUUUAGGAUUUGAGUUGUCAUCUGAUACAAAGCUCUAUCUUAGAUGGUUGAUUGUCAAACUCAUUUGUUUUUUGUAUCUUCAGCUUAUCAAACUUACAAUUGAUGAUGUGUUGAGGCCUGGUUUAAAGGGACUUCUGUCUAUUCCCGUCUCCUCCCAGAGCUCAUCGAAGGUGGACCUUCAGUAUCGUCAUCUUGGUGCUUGUAUAACUGGAAGUUCUGAGCUUCAGGGAUCGCCAAUUGUUUCGUUUUCUGCUGUGAUUGGCACGAAAAGCAUUGCUUUAGGUGCUGAUGUUUCGGUCAUCACAAAGUCCCUCGAUGCUUUGGGUGCGGUUGAUUCGCUUGAAACCAAGCUCCUGCGGUUUCCUAAGUACACCUGUGGUUUGGUUUUAUCGGAAGGAGAUGUGGGUGCUUCUUUCACAAUGGAAAAUGCCGACGUUCUCACAGCAACUUAUCAUCAGAAGUUAGACGAGACGACGUCCAUUGCUGCCAAGGUGCAGCGUGUUCUGUCUUCGAACGACAGCACUCUUACAGCGGGUUUUUCUCAUUCUCUGGAUCCGAACACAACGGUGAAGGCCAAGCUUAGCAGUGAUGGAGCGGUGAGUGUCCUGCUCCGAUACGGCCCCAAGCCCAGGUGCUACGUCGCCUUCUCCGCCGACUCCAAUUCCCAAGGGCCUCAAAAGGAUACCAAAUUUGGUCUGUGUGUUGCUCUAGGGGCGUGAGUGCCUUCGUUAGUUUAGGUCAUUGAUUUUUGGUAGUAGCAUGUGAUACAGUAUGUGCUGGUCGAUGAGUCGAAGUCUCAUGGGCUGCUAUUAUCCGGGUGCAACUCUCGUGCGCUGCUUUCUGGUCUCUUACGAUGUUGAAUUGCCUGUAAUGUUCAUCGGCUGAAUACUGCAAUUCAUCUUGGUCAGGCCAGGUUUUGUCAGUAGA